This is a messenger RNA of Brettanomyces nanus, 657 nucleotides long. RefSeq lists its product as uncharacterized. Lineage: Eukaryota; Fungi; Ascomycota; Pichiomycetes; Pichiales; Pichiaceae. Gene Ontology annotation, biological process: pyrimidine nucleotide biosynthetic process; pyrimidine ribonucleoside biosynthetic process; 'de novo' pyrimidine nucleobase biosynthetic process. The transcript has a single exon. Gene Ontology annotation, cellular component: cytoplasm. Gene Ontology annotation, molecular function: orotate phosphoribosyltransferase activity. Bases 1 to 657 code for a protein of 218 amino acids. The record is from RefSeq and is a predicted model, not a curated record.
AUGAGCGAAUACAAAGACAAGUUCUUAGAUAGUGCUUUGGAGACCAAGGCGUUGAAGUUUGGGUCGUUUACUUUGAAAUCGGGCAGACAAUCUCCGUACUUCUUCAACAUGGGUCAGUUCUCUACUGGCAAAUCUUUGGAUCAACUAUGUAAUGGAUAUGCUCAUGCAAUUAUUGCUUCAGGAAUAAAGUUUGAUGUUUUAUUUGGUCCUGCAUACAAAGGUAUUCCCUUGGCUGCUGUCACUGUGACCAAGUUGUUUCAGCUUGGAGGUGAAGAGUAUGCCAAUAUUGGCUACUCUUUCAAUAGAAAGGAGAAGAAAGAUCAUGGAGAAGGUGGUUCCAUAGUAGGAAGUCCUAUGAAGGGGAAAAGAGUUAUCAUUAUUGACGAUGUUAUGACUGCUGGUACUGCCAUCAACGAGGCAUUUGGUAUCAUCAACGAGGAGAAAGGUAAGUCUGUUGGUUGUGUUAUAGCUUUGGAUAGGCAGGAAACCACUAAGGAUUCAAAUAAGAGUGCUACCAAGGCUGUCUCUGAAAAGUAUAAUGUUCCCGUGCUUUCUAUUGUUAGCUUCGAUGAUAUUGUUGAAAAACUCAAGGAUAAAUUAACACCAGAGCAGUUGCAAGCUAUUUCUGACUACAGAAGAAAGUAUGUACCAUCAUAA